Molecule: messenger RNA, 1262 nt
Organism: Culicoides brevitarsis
Lineage: Eukaryota; Metazoa; Arthropoda; Insecta; Diptera; Ceratopogonidae
Gene: SdhB
Product: succinate dehydrogenase [ubiquinone] iron-sulfur subunit, mitochondrial
Exons: 3
Coding region: 108-977 (289 amino acids)
Biological process (GO): aerobic respiration; tricarboxylic acid cycle; respiratory electron transport chain
Cellular component (GO): mitochondrial membrane
Molecular function (GO): electron transfer activity; 2 iron, 2 sulfur cluster binding
Source: RefSeq, a predicted model, not a curated record
UCACUGGAUAUUGUCAUUCGAGAAAAAUUUCUCAAUCAAUUGGAUCGUUCUAAUUUAUUUAUAUCAACUUUUUAACUUAUUCUCUUUGCAAAAUCGUUCCGUAAGCGAUGGCACUCUUUAGCGAAGUUUUGCCGGUCAUGCGUGGCACAUUUGGAAGUCAAAUACGCCGCAUCCACUUAUCAGCGACCAGCAAUGCCGCUCCCAAGAUGAAAACGUUCAAAAUUUACCGCUGGAACCCCGACAAACCACAAGAGAAGCCCAAAUUGCAGGAAUAUCAAGUGGAUCUCAACACAUGCGGUCCCAUGGUGUUGGAUGCCUUGAUUAAGAUCAAAACGGAGCAAGAUCCGACCUUGACCUUCCGUCGUUCGUGUCGCGAAGGCAUUUGUGGAAGUUGUGCGAUGAACAUCCACGGCACCAACACGCUCGCCUGCAUCAGCAAGAUCGACAAAGACAACUUGUCGAAACCCACGCAAAUUUACCCCUUGCCCCACAUGUAUGUCGUCAAGGACUUGAUUCCGGACAUGACGAACUUUUAUCGGCAAUAUCGCUCCAUCGAGCCGUGGUUACAGCGCAAAAAUGAGGCCAACGAGGAAAAGGGCAAGGCGCAAUAUUUGCAAUCGACGGAGGAUCGCGCCAAGUUGGAUGGCUUGUAUGAGUGCAUUUUGUGUGCAUGUUGCUCGACAUCGUGUCCCUCGUACUGGUGGAAUGGCGACAAGUAUCUCGGACCUGCAGUAUUGAUGCAAGCGUACCGCUGGAUCAUCGAUUCCCGUGACGAGUUCAGCGAGAAGCGUUUGAGCACGUUGGAGGACAAAUUCAGCGUGUAUCGGUGCCACACCAUCAUGAAUUGUACAAAGACGUGCCCGAAGGGUCUCAAUCCGGCACGCGCCGUCGCCGAAAUCAAGCUUCUCAUGGCUGGCAUGCACAAAAAGGGCAAACCCGAGAUGGAUACCGCAGCUUUGCAUAAUGCCGCCAAGUAGAAAAUUCAACGAAAAAUGUCCCCCCGUUUUUUGUAAUUUUUUUCCUAAAACAAACUAAAUACCUAUUAGCAGGAAAUUUAAAAAUAUUUAAUAAAAAACAAUGAAAUACAUAAAAAUAAGAGAAAAAUGCGUGAGUAAGAUCCCCGAGCGAACGUAAGAUAUUACAAAAAAAAAUGUGCGUCACACACGAUCUAGACUAUUUUUAGAAGUUGGAUAAAAAUUAUUUCUGAGCACGAUUCAAAUAAUAUUAAAACAAAAAUAAAUUGAUUAUGAAAAAUAGAGAAU